Messenger RNA from Phoenix dactylifera (date palm), 959 nucleotides. Its product is annotated as ribulose bisphosphate carboxylase small subunit, chloroplastic-like. Lineage: Eukaryota; Viridiplantae; Streptophyta; Magnoliopsida; Arecales; Arecaceae. The record is from RefSeq and is a predicted model, not a curated record.
CAUUGGAUGAAAAAAAAGCAUCGGAGAGGAGUUCUCAGGUUAUAUAUAGGAAUGGUGUUGGAGCGAUAAGGCCUCAAGCCUGCUGCAAAGUCCUUUCUUAAUUUUUUUGAGGUAGGAGAGAAGUAGGGAGAAAGAGAGGAAUGGCUUCCUCCAUGACGGUCUCUUCUGCAGCCAUUGCUUCCCGGGCCACCCCAGCACAAUCCAGCAUGGUCGCACCCUUCACCGGCCUCAAGUCAACUUCGGCCUUCCCGGCCACAAGGAGGGCAAGCAACGAUUUCUCCAAGCUUCCGAGCAACGGAGGCAGAGUUCAGUGCAUGAAGGUGUGGCCGAUAGAGGGUGUGAAGAAGUUCGAGACCCUCUCUUACCUUCCGCCGCUCCCCAUCGAGGCUUUGCUCAAACAAAUUGAGUACCUUCUCCGCAGUAGAUGGAUUCCUUGCUUGGAGUUCUGCAAAAUUGGCUUUGUGUACCGUGAGAACCACCGAUCCCCUGGGUACUACGAUGGUCGCUACUGGACCAUGUGGAAAUUGCCCAUGUUCGGCUGCAACGAUGCCGCCCAGGUCGCGAAGGAGCUGGAGGAGUGCAAGAAGGAGUACCCGGAUGCAUUCAUUCGGAUCAUCGGGUUCGACAACGUUCGCCAAGUGCAGUGCAUCAGUUUCAUCGCCUACAAGCCCCCAGGCUUCUAAAACCACGAACCGAUCGAAAGUUUCGAGUGUCCCCAGUGUCCGUCCAGUUCGACUCGGUUUUGGGAUCUUUCAAUUGCUUCGGUCCAUUGUUCUCUUCUCUUCCUCGUCGCCUCUCUCCAACAUAUGAGAAUGGACUAAGGUCAUUGUUCUUUUGGUUGGUGAGGAGCAUCACAGCUCCGGCUAUGUAUUGUUGUGUCCUAAUUAUAAACCUACAUAUGGAUGGGGUCUGUCCGUCUUUUCCUUCUGCAACAUGAGGAAACCUGUUCUCCAUUUCAU